Talaromyces stipitatus ATCC 10500 is the source of this 1359-nucleotide messenger RNA. RefSeq lists its product as uncharacterized. The transcript is spliced from 5 exons. Bases 1 to 1359 code for a protein of 452 amino acids. The record is from RefSeq and is a predicted model, not a curated record. Gene Ontology annotation, molecular function: phosphatidylinositol binding; ubiquitin binding. Lineage: Eukaryota; Fungi; Ascomycota; Eurotiomycetes; Eurotiales; Trichocomaceae.
AUGAAGCGCAUGUUUAGCGGCCUGCAGAGGCGCGUCACUUCUCCAUUAAGUGCGCAAGACAGUCCUUCGCCAACUCCCUCCGGAAAUGACUCCCCAGAGGCGAUUAUUGCUCGAGAAAUUAAAGCUUUCUGCGAAUCUGGUGGCGGACCAACUAGCGCUUCCAAUGACUACCUCCAUCUCCCCGCCAUCGUCGAAGCCGCCGAAUCAAGCGCGAAUGCAGCCAAAGAAGCCGCCGCGCGAAUACGCAAAUACCUAUCGAGCCCGGCCAAAGUUCAAGGCGGAAUACAGUAUAAUUCUAUUAUGCUGAUUCGCAUUCUAUCCGAGAAUCCCGGCCAUACAUUCACACGCAACUUUGAUGCCAAGUUUGUCAGCACAAUCCGGGAUCUUUUGAGGGAAGGCCGAGAUAUGCCGGCGCAGCAGAUGCUGCGUGAGAUGUUGGAUAUGUUUGAGACUCAGAAAUCGUGGGAUGAGGAUCUAGCGGGCCUUGUUGCUAUGUGGCAGAAGGAGAAGCAGAAAAAAUCUUAUACACGAUCACCACCACCACUACCCGGUCAACAGAACCCACAAUUCCAACAAUCGGGUUUCCUUCAAGGUGGUCCUCCUCGCCGAGGAGGACAAUUACCUCCUGCUGAUGAGCUGGCAUCGCGUAUAUCCGAGGCAAGAACAUCUGCCAAUCUACUCAUCCAAUUAGCACAAAGCACUCCGGCAGCAGAGGUGCAAUCACAUGAGUUAAUGCGUGAGUUCUCGCAGCGCUGCCAGUCCGCCUCGAGAUCUAUUCAGAACUACAUGGCCGUUGAGAACCCGCCACCAGAUGAGAAUACGAUGCUUACCUUGAUUGAAACGAAUGAGCAACUCUCCGUAGCGUUGUCGAAGUAUCAACGCACGCUUUUGAAUGCUAGGAAGGCAUUGGGGGCUUCGACGCCUGUUACAACGCCGGGUUCCAAUAGCAAUGUCGCUAGCCCUGCUGUUCCUCCUGUCAGCGGUAACACCAAUGGUAACUACAAAGGGGGAGAAUCCGGAAUUCUCAUCCCCGAACUAGGAAAUGAAAAUCUCUCUUCUGCAAACACGGCUGGAGGCUCAGUACGUCCUUCAGUACACGCAUCUCUAGACACGCCAUUCUCACUUCCCGGGCUCGACCGUGAUCCAGUCGAAGUUCCAGCUGAGGCUCCCUCAACAAGAACAAUUCCCACCUUAACUCCGUCUAACACUCAACAACCUGCCACCGCUACUACGUCCAACCGCUAUGAAUACAACCCGGAUGAAUUUAAUGUCGAGAAUCCAUUCGCAGAUAGUACUACAGAAGAUAGCCAUGGUCAUGGUUACCAUCAACAGCAAGAGCCUACCCGGCGUGCCGUUUGA